CGCGUCUUUAUUGGAUGGAUACGUCUUGUCUCACAGUGCAUCGUUCGCGUCUCUGAUAUUCAAAGCACCUGCAUGUUUUCCGUGCUUAUAAAAGACUCGGGAAAACUACAAGACCGCUGUAAGGCUUCGACGGAGUGAAAUGUUACAUGGCAGCUAUGGAGUUCCAAGUUAAAAUAGUGACUUUAAUAUUAAUUUUAUCCCUGAAAGCCGGCACGCCUGCACGUUUUCCAGAUGUUUCGCGAUUUCACGGAUGGUGGCCGGAUAACGGAGGAGAUGACAAGAGUUCGCUGACAGAUUACCAAGUGGUGUAUUUACCUAAAUUGGUACCAAGAGAGGCUCUGUCAGAGACCGGCUCUGGAAAAGAUGACAUUCCCUUCCCCUACAGUUUUAAUGCAUUUGGAAGGAACUUCGAUUUACAACUGGUUCCAAAUCGGAGACUCGUGUCUCCACAAUUCAGAGUGUGGUCCGAGAACGGAGAAGAAGAGCCCCUAUCUGAUGUGAACCCUAGCUGUCAUUUCCUGCAUACAGGAUCUGAUACUGUCGCAGCCCUUUCGUCGUGCAAUAACCAUGCAUUACACGGCUUGAUAAUGACGGAUAACUCUACAUACGAAGUACGACCUCUGUCGAAGGGCAGGGCCAUGUCGCACGGCACGCGGCGAGGUCGCACUGCGCACAUUAUACGACGAGCCUCUCCGCCGCCGACGAUCGCCGACGACGCCAGACCGAUACGACACAACCGGCGACGACCACGCGUCUACCCGCGACCGCCUGCCUCCCCCCCGCGGACAUCCUAUACCAUAGAAAUCGCACUGUUUCUUGACCAGUCUGCGUAUAAAAUAUUCUAUCCGUACCUCAACUACAAUGAAGCAGAACUUCGGGAUUUGCUACUCGCUUAUAUUAAUGGGGUCCAAGCACUGUACCAACACGCCUCGCUGGGCACUCGUAUCCAGCUGUCGCUGGUGCGGCUCACCUUACUCCGCACCCAGCCCAGUUCUCUGCCGCCGCACGCAGAAAGAGGAAGGCUCCUUGACUCUUUCUGUGCCUAUCAGAAGUCCCUCAACGUUGAAGAUGACGAUGAUCCACAGCACUGGGAUAUGGCCCUGUUACUUUCGGGCUUGGACUUCUAUUCGGAGGAGGGUGGCCGCCGUAACGGCGUGACGAUGGGGCUGGCUCCGGUGGGGGGAGUGUGUCUCCCCGCGCAUGCGUGUGUGGUCUCCGAGUUUGGAACCACGGACACGCUGGGGCGACCCUACCCGUCUGCAGGCUUCACCUCCGUCUACAUCCUAGCACAUGAAAUAGGACACAAUUUGGGAAUGCACCACGACGGUUCUGGCAACGCGUGCUCUCGAGACGGCUUCAUCAUGUCUCCAUCACGGGGAACCAACGGGGAGGCGACCUGGUCAUCAUGCAGCGCUCGGGUCGUGGCAGACCUUAAUUGGGCCACGUGUCUCUUCGAUGGUGAAGACGACUUGGAUACACCGAAGGAACUUCAACACAACAGAUUCGGCGGAUAUCCCGGCGCUAUUUGGGGCGCAAAGAAACAGUGCGAGGUUCUGUUGCGGGAUAAGGACGCGUCACCUGCAGAAGUUGGUGGUGGAAAUGUUUGUGCCCAGCUCACCUGCAGAUCUCCGCAUAGAGCUGGCUUCUAUUACUCGGGACCUGCGAUUCCUGGUACAACUUGUGGUGAUAGAAAGUGGUGCGAUGGAGGUGCGUGCGUAUCUUCAGACCCGUCGUUCCAGCAGAGUACAGAUGGGCCCAUUGGUGACGUCACGACCUGGAGCGAGUGGAAGUCCAGUGAAUGCAGGUCGGGGUGCACACAGCGCGGCCGAGGGGCGCGAGAACGGAGAAGAACAUGUCCCGCAACCGCCAAGUGCGAGGGUUCUGCCUAUGACGUGGCCCUCUGUGAUGAUGUUAAGGUUUGUGGCAAAAAGACUCGAGUGACAGCUAAUGAGCUGGCAGCAAGAAAGUGUACCGAAUACGCAGCUGUCCUGUCAGACCUGGAUCCUCGGGGAGGUGGGCUGCAGGCGCCUCAUGAUCCUACUCGAAUGUGGAUGGGCUGUGCCAUAUUCUGCCGCCGCUCAGCCGGCGGUGGCUUCUACGCGCCACGAGUCGAGCUCAAUGACGCUGGUCUGGAGCCCUACUUCCCGGACGGCACGUGGUGCCACUUCGACGGUUCUACCAACUACUACUGCCUGCAGCAUCAUUGCUUACCUGAGAAUUUCAAGAUGACAGCGCAAUACCAUAUUUGGGAACUUCCGAGUGAGGAUGUUGGUGGGUCGUUUAACGCUAGAGCUAGAGCUGUUCCUGAUGAUGACGAUUCUGCUGCAGCCAUAAGAGCAUACCUGUCGUUGGACGAUAGAGGAACACCAUACGCUCGAGCUGCCAUUCCUCCGAUGAUACCAGAAGAGCCUGAAGAAAACUGGGAAGUUGAUGACUUUGUAGAAAUUCCCGCACGAAGUAAUUCAACUCUUAAGUAAUGAUUUACUGAAGCAUUCUGACGACCUUGUGAAAUACAAUCUUCAUGCAGAUUUACACAGACUAAUGAAAUUUUCAGAUGGUUUAAAGAUUGUAGAGACUGUUUGAACGAUGACUAACACAAAUUAGUGAUUGUUAACACUUGUAGGAGGUAUUUACUAAGGUUUACUUGCAUUUACUAGAAUUAAGAAUUUACGACAGUAUUAGUAUUCGAUUGAGUAAUUUUCUAUGUAAUAUUUUAGUAUUAGUGUUGUAAUAAUUAGGUAAUAGUUUAUUUUUUAAUACAAUGGAUAGGUUACCAAUCAUUUUAGCAAUGUUUAUGCCCACAAAGAUGCUAGUCGAAUUUAGGUAAUAUUUAUAAUUAGUAUGUAUUUUUUUUGUAGACAGAAGCGAUCUUUUAAGGUAAAAUUUGAUUAAAUGAAUGUAUUUGAUUUAA
Molecule: messenger RNA, 2911 nt
Organism: Leptidea sinapis
Lineage: Eukaryota; Metazoa; Arthropoda; Insecta; Lepidoptera; Pieridae
Product: A disintegrin and metalloproteinase with thrombospondin motifs adt-2-like
Exons: 13
Coding region: 147-2477 (776 amino acids)
Biological process (GO): proteolysis
Molecular function (GO): metalloendopeptidase activity
Source: RefSeq, a predicted model, not a curated record